This is a messenger RNA of Naegleria gruberi, 933 nucleotides long. RefSeq lists its product as uncharacterized. The transcript is spliced from 3 exons. The record is from RefSeq and is a predicted model, not a curated record. NCBI's taxonomy places the organism in Eukaryota, Heterolobosea, Eutetramitea, Acrasida, Naegleriidae. Bases 1 to 933 code for a protein of 310 amino acids.
AUGAUAACGUUGUUGCUGUUGUUGUUGGUUGCAAACGUUACUUUAGCAGAGCAACAAGAUAUUUCGCCAUCCACCACAAAACGAACAUCGGUUAGUGUUGGUUUCACAAAAGCUCUAGAUGUUGGAAUGGCUCAAGUUGCAACAAGUGACAAAUGGCAACAAAUAUUCGAAUCAUUGGGCAUUCCAUUUAAUGUACCAAAAUGUUCUUCAAAAUUUGGAUCGUCAUUCCCUUCCAAUCCAUUUCCUUCAUCUAAAACCCAAUUGAAUAUUUGUUAUGAAGAACCUGCUCAAGUUUGGGCUUCCAUUUUCAAAGGUGCUGGUGAUUUAUUAGUGGAAGUGCUCAACAAACAAUACAGCAUCAAUUUGAAAGCCAAUCAUUUAAUUUUGAAUACUACAGAGCUUGGAUACUUUGAUAGUAUGAAGGCUGGUGUGGAUUCUGGAUUGUGUGACAUUUGUACCUCCAAUAUAAUUAAAACACAAACAAGAGCCGAACAAGUCAACAUGAAUUGUCCAUAUGGUAGCUCUAGUUUAGCAUUCCUUCGUUCCGAACUUGAUCCAUCAAGAUUUAAUACUAGCAAAGAACUCAACAAUACUGAUGCAAUCAUUGUUGUUUAUGGAGGAACCUAUUUUGAAACUGUUGCUAGAACAAUGUUUCCUGCUGCCAAACUAAUUCUAGAACCUGGUGGUUAUGACGCCACUUAUGGAUAUAUCAAGGAUAAACGUGCCCAUGCAACCAUUGCUGAUGCUGUUGAUUUAAGUUAUUGGUUGAAAAACAACAAGAACCAGUGUACAAAUUGUUAUAUUAGAUUCUUUGGAGAUCCAUAUGAGUACGGAAGCGUUACUACUAAAUUGUAUGAUAGUGAAGGAACGAAGAAUGGUUAUUCAAUGUUAAUGCUGUUAUUGUUGGUGCUUUUCUGCUUGUUCAAUAUAUAA